AUGCUGGCUUCCAUCCCACCUGAUCUGAUCUCGUCUGAAGUCACUGCCGAGAACGUCACAGCACAUAAAAACUUCACCGAAACACCUUACCCUCCGCCCUUGGACAACGCCUCCACACAUCUUUGCCAACCUCGUAACUGCAGUGGUUUCUUUUUUUGUUUGGGGAAAAUGUCUGAUCUGCAAUCUGCUGUAGCUCUCCUCAUCAAAGUUUUCCACUCCUACUCUGGAAAAGAAGGGGACAAGCACAAGCUGAAUAAAGCGGAGCUGAAGACCCUGUUAAAGAAUGAAUUGGGAUUAAAAGAUGACGGUAGCCCCGAGGUCCAGGAUAUUAUCAAGAGCCUGGAUGCAGACAAAGACGGUGAAGUGGACUUCCAGGAGUAUGUCAUUUUCGUUGCUUCACUGGUCAUGGUCAUGGAGGAAUUCUUCAAAAAGUGAUGACAGCUGUAUGAAAAGCAAGAACACCCUGAGUUUUAAGAAAUAAUAAGUCUAAUAUUUUGCAUUUAAUCAAUAACCCUUUCUUUACAUUCAUAUGCUAAUAAUGUUAUUUGGGUGAUGGAAGUUGUAAUAAUAACAUAAUGCAAUAUAUGCAUGCUAAAAAACACUUCUGAUAUUCUUGCCAUUUUGCCUCCAUCUCAAUAAAGAUCACAUCCUGUUUU
Etheostoma cragini (Arkansas darter) is the source of this 656-nucleotide messenger RNA. RefSeq names its product protein S100-B-like. The record is from RefSeq and is a predicted model, not a curated record. The transcript has 3 exons. The coding region runs from base 1 to 435 and encodes 144 amino acids. NCBI's taxonomy places the organism in Eukaryota, Metazoa, Chordata, Actinopteri, Perciformes, Percidae. Gene Ontology annotation, molecular function: transition metal ion binding; calcium ion binding.